This is a messenger RNA of Drosophila subobscura, 1033 nucleotides long. RefSeq lists its product as uncharacterized. NCBI's taxonomy places the organism in Eukaryota, Metazoa, Arthropoda, Insecta, Diptera, Drosophilidae. The transcript has a single exon. Bases 358 to 972 code for a protein of 204 amino acids. The record is from RefSeq and is a predicted model, not a curated record.
GAACGGCACACAUCAGUCGUCGGUGGGAGUUCGAAUACAUACGUCAGCAGAUAAGACGUGCUCAGUCGCAGGAGUGGGACUGAAAAAUGUAUACCCAAGUGGAAAAACUGGAGAAGAAGUAGCGGAAAAAUGUAAUCCAUUGCAAGCUUUGCAAGAACUCUGAGAAACCCCAAAAAAGAGGAAGGUGCCAGUGCUAGUGCCAGUGGCAGUGGCAGCCGGACGCCCCGAAACAAAAGGCAGACCCACUUACAACACAAGUGAGUGGAACCCAGUGGAAGCAGCGGCAGCAACCCCAGAAAAAAAACGGACAGCAGGAACAACCCCACCAACCCCAACACCCAACCACACAACCCCUAUAUGAUUAUCGUGCUGUUGUUGCUGUUCCAAUCGCUCUGCCUCUACUGCCAACGCCUGGUGCUGCACAUCCACGACCGAUGCUUCCCCCGCAACGUACGCCUCUUGCAGGAGGUGGCCGAAACGGUCGGCGAUCGUAAAGCCCAACAGCAUCUGGAGCAGCAGCAGCUGGAGCAGACGAAGCGCAGCCAGAAGCGCCGCAUACUCGAGCCCAUCCUUCCCCUCGGAGCCGGCGUCAACUCGGAAGCCUGUCGCUUCUGUGCCCACAGCCCGCAGGGCUACUGCCGUCAUCACUUCCACCUGCAGGAGCUGCAGCUCCAACAGCAGCGGCACUCGUCCCGCAUCGGUGGCGACCAGGACUACAAGCAGCUGCGUCGCAUCAAGCGCGAGCUGAAGCGGAGUCUGGGCCAGCGCCAGCCACAUCUGAGGAGCUAUCGACCACUGCUGUCCGGCAGUCCCAGCUGCAGCUCUCUGAGCAGUGGCUACGGGUCGCUAAGCACCUGCAGCACCUACGCCGACGAGGAGGAGGUGGAGGUGGAGGAGGAGGAAGAGCAGGAGGAACACGACGAGUCCGUGCAGGUCGAGGAGCCAGUUAACCUGGUAACUACUCACUUGUAGCACUCUCCAGCAGAUCUCGGGCAAAAGUGAGAGCCACUCUACCCCCGCCCAUCUCAGUGGG